This is a messenger RNA of Bolinopsis microptera, 895 nucleotides long. RefSeq names its product ribonuclease H2 subunit A-like. The transcript is spliced from 6 exons. Gene Ontology annotation, biological process: DNA replication, removal of RNA primer; mismatch repair. Gene Ontology annotation, molecular function: RNA binding; RNA-DNA hybrid ribonuclease activity. The record is from RefSeq and is a predicted model, not a curated record. Gene Ontology annotation, cellular component: ribonuclease H2 complex. Lineage: Eukaryota; Metazoa; Ctenophora; Tentaculata; Lobata; Bolinopsidae. Bases 8 to 895 code for a protein of 295 amino acids.
UCAGAUUAUGGAUUUAAGUAACCUCGAUAAGUUUACAGACUCUGUGCUUACUGUUGACUCUCCUGUUCCAAUCUGUACGCAAUCAGAGGAAUGCUGUGUGGGAAUUGAUGAAGCUGGACGUGGCCCUGUCCUAGGUCCUAUGGUUUAUGGUAUAGCAUACUGCCCUGUGUCAAGAAUUCCUGAUAUCGAAGCUCUUGGAGUAGGGGAUUCCAAGCAAUUGAAAGAGUCUGAUCGAGAUGAAAUUCUUGGGAAGAUGCAUGAAAAUUCAGAUUUUGUUGGAUAUUGUGUUACAGUCUUGUCAGCAAAUUACCUGUCAACAUCCAUGCUUGGACGGGAGAAUUACAACUUAAAUGCAAUAUCACAUGAUACAGCCAUAUCCCUUCUGAGGAAUAUAAUUGCUAAAGGAGUCAAGGUUAAAGAUGUUUAUGUGGACACAGUGGGGCCAGCAGAAAAGUACCAAGCCAAGUUGUCAGCUCUCUUUCCUACAUUGAAUAUCACAGUUGCAUCAAAGGCUGACGACAAAUAUCCCAUUUGUGGAGCUAGCAGUAUUUUUGCUAAGGUUUGCAGAGAUCGGUGUAUGAAAGAGUGGCAGUUUCCAGAGAAGGGUUAUGACAUUUCUGAUUCUGGAUGUGGCUAUCCGUCAGGUAAAGCUCUUCCGGGACAGAAGAUCCUCCCAAGUCCUAAGAUAGUCCCCAACGGAAAAGCCGGGACAGCCAGCCCCCUCCUGGUGGUACAUCGACCGGCAGGACUGUGUCGAGUUCACCCAGUAACAUUCCUAACUAAAACAGGAGCUAAAGUAACGUGGCUAUGUCCUCUUAACUGUGAUCCUUUUUACUUUGGACACAGGAAGAACCAAGCUGCCACCAUGCAGCUCAUAGACUUACGAGAAGUGUGA